AAUAUAAAUGAAUACCUCAAAAAGUAUAUAUGAUUAACCUCUCAAUAAUUCAAUAUCAAAAUAAAGAUACACAUUUUCAAAGGCAGCACGUGAGACAUAUUCAACAAAAUAGAUGUAAAAUCUAAAUUUAAAAUAAGUAAUGGAUCUAUGUACAAUCUUCCAGAUAGUUUAAGUAAGAGGAUGGCUGGCAUAGGUUAUGGCUAAAAGUAAAUUAGUCACAAAUACAAUCUAGACAUGAUUUUUCAAAGCAUGUAAAAUAAGUACCAGCUCCAAAUAAAUAUGAAAUAAAGAGUUUUGCAGAAACAAACAUUGGUGAAAAGAAAGGAAUUCAAUUUGCUUUGGGUAGAGAAGAAACUUGGCUUUAAGGAAUUUGGGCAACUCUUAUUUAAUCUACUCCACCUCCAGAUCGUUAUGCUAUACCUAGCACUGUUACAAGAAGAUAAAAGUUUACAUUUGGAUAAAGAACAUAAUCUUUAUAGAAGUUCAAUACUCCAGGUAAUUGAUUAGAUGCAUUAUCCAAAAAGGACCUGGGAAUUAUGAAUAUGUAUAAGCCAUAACAUCAAAAGGAGUUUAUCCACUCUCUAAAUUUUAAAAUUCAGGAGCAUGCAUUAUUGGAAAAGAUUAAGAGAGAUUCAAAACAUUUGGUGGUAUAUCUUUCAAAAUUAAAUUAGUGAAUGAUUAUCCUGAACCAGGUCGUUAUUCACUUGAAAAUAUAGGUAUUAAUUCUUAAGGAAUAUACCCUAAGAAUGGAAUGAGAUCAGCUGUGUAAUAAACAUUUAGCAAAUCUUAAAGAAAAGGACCAUAUGAAAUUAAUAAAGUCACACCUGGUCCAGGAAGAUACAAAAUGUUUUCAGAAUUCGAUUAAUGA
Messenger RNA from Paramecium sonneborni, 868 nucleotides. NCBI's taxonomy places the organism in Eukaryota, Ciliophora, Oligohymenophorea, Peniculida, Parameciidae. The record is from the annotation of a GenBank genome assembly.